Molecule: messenger RNA, 1373 nt
Organism: Oncorhynchus kisutch (coho salmon)
Lineage: Eukaryota; Metazoa; Chordata; Actinopteri; Salmoniformes; Salmonidae
Gene: org
Product: oogenesis-related gene
Exons: 7
Coding region: 316-1041 (241 amino acids)
Source: RefSeq, a predicted model, not a curated record
UACACAUGCCGCAUUCAACGAGUUAGCAAGUCUGACAUUUCUGAGUUUAGUUCCGAAUAGCAUAUGAACUAGUCACAUUUUGCCUACCGAAUGUGACAGGCUAUUGUCGGCCUAUCUGAUGUUGGCCCAUACCUUUCUACAGAUGCUGCCAUAAUUCAUAAUUUCGCUAAUUAGUGAUUCGAUAAAUGGUCACAGUUAGCCUAAUUGUUUGUGUGGGGUGAUUGGCUCAUCUUCUGCUAUUCCGGGGUUCAUAACAACACUGAUCACAUACCGCUGUUAUCAGCUUCCUUCCAAUCUAUCGCCACAUUGAUCAGUAUGACCUCUGAAUGUAGCGUCGCCAUCGAACAGGACAACGACGGUGUUGAGGACACCGUUGUAGUGAAGAGAGACAGUGUGUUAACCACUGUACUCUGUCGCCUGUCACAGUUUUGGCCUGUCAGACUAGCGAUGCGUGCUCUCCGUGGGUUUUGGUGGCUGUUGGGUUUCUCCCCUUCAGAUGAGGCUUUUGUUCCUCCAGAAGAGGAUGACAAUCCUAGUCCAGCCCGCCACUGUCUAGCAGGCCGCAAGCGUCUGCGUCGAGCCACACGCAUCCUGUUGGCCAUCCUGCCUCGCCGUCUGCAGAGCGCCCUGGGCUACCCUGUGUGCACUAGCAUCGGCUCUGUUGUAUCCCCAGAGGUGCUUUGCUCCCCCACUAAGCUCUGUGGGAAAGGCAACAAGAGGAAGCAGGAUGACAUUGAUGAUGACGAGGAGCAGCAGACCUGGGUCGAGGCACUCUCUCAGGAACUAGAGGAUGAGGAGUCAUCUGUUGAUCCUGACUAUGAGCUGAGUGCAGUGGAUACUGACAGUGAGGAGUAUAACUCUCAAAAUGACACAGAAAGUGACCUUGAUCUUUCAGGGAAGGUCGUGAUCGACGACCUUAAAACGGUACAGAAAUGUUCCUCAGACGGCAUAGUGGAAGGUGGCAUUUCAGGUGUGCCACCUUCAGUUUUAUCACCACCUGUAAGCCUCCAGUGCCAGUAUACACUUUUUGUUUGUAAUUGACAAAAUAAAAAAUUCAUCUUUAUGUGCAGGUUUAUUGUGCUUAGUAGCUUCAGACAUGCAGUGUAAUAACUGACCAGGAGAUGGCAAUACUAGAUUCUUGUUUUAUCCUGAAACAUCUAGCAGUGUUGACAAGUGGAUUUGAUGGUUGUCACCAUAUGUAUGGAAACAUAAGAGGUUCAUGGUUAACACUUGUACAGUGAGUUGCUCCUUGACCCCCUAAGUCUCUGUCAAGUAAGAUCCUAGUUGAGCUGUAGGAAUGGACUUGUAUACUGACUAAGGCCUGUUCCAUUCAGUCUACUUACACAUGCAUAUUAAAACAUACAUGUACUUGG